CGAUAGAGUGUGCGCUUAUUUGAUUUUUUAAGCAUUAAUUUUGAAAAGCUUGCAACAGUCUCUUAGUCUACAUUAACAGCGCUUGAUGCUUGCUAUCCAGUCUGAAAGAAAUGGAGGAAGACAGCAGCAUUCACCAAAGAGUGCUUGUGCUAAGAGACGUGGCUCUGGGAGUCAAUAAAAACUCAAAGCUGAACCCCAAUCUUACCCCUGCCUGUUUUGACAGUAUAGUAGACUCACUAUUGGCCCUGCAUGAGGAGUGCAGCCAAGCUACAGGACUCAGCAAGAAUACAAAUGUUACAAAUUUUCUAGGGAAAUACAAAGGAACUGUUGAGGCACUCAGGCAGCUGAGAAUCAUGGCAAGUGACUUUGAAGUCAGGGGGAUCAUUGGAAGGGGGCAUUUUGGAGAGGUUCAGGUGGUGCAGGAGAAGAGCACAAAGGAGGUGUAUGCUAUGAAGAUUAUGAAGAAGGCACAUAUAUUGCAACAAGCUGAUUCUGCGUGCUUUAGUGAGGAGCGUGACAUCAUGGCCUGGGCCACCUCUCCGUGGCUUACCCGUCUACACUAUGCUUUCCAGGACGUGUCUUCUCUGUACCUGGUGAUGGACUACCACCCAGGGGGAGACCUUCUCACUAUCAUGGAGCGUAUGGAUGGGGGAAUGAGUGAGAAUGAGGCAAGGUUCUACUUGUCGGAGUUAGGGGCAGCACUAAACGACCUCCAUCAGCUAGGCUUUGUUCACAGGGAUGUCAAGCCAGAGAAUGUUCUCAUCUCUCACUCAGGUCACAUCAAGUUGGUGGACUUUGGCUCGGCAGCCAGACUCAAGGAGAAUGGCAAAGUGAUUGACUCUCGCCUCCCUGUGGGCACUCCGGAGUACAUAGCCCCUGAGGUACUGACCAGUCUGGACAAGACGGGAGACUAUGGGGUGGCCUGUGACUGGUGGUCUUUGGGGAUCAUCGCCUACGAGCUGCUUUAUGUCUCCACACCAUUUGAGGGGGACUCCACCACUGUCACCUAUGGCAACAUCAUGAAUUAUAAGGACAGUUUGAGUUUCCCUGAUGAUGUGAGCACCAGUGGUGAGUUCCAGGCCCUAGUAAAGAGCCUUCUCAUUGACCCUGACGAGAGGCUUUCCUACAGUCAGCUCAAAAAACACCAGUUCUUCAAUUCUGUUGACUGGGAUCAUCUACUAGCAGCUCUGCCUCCCUACGUCCCAUCUAUCACAAGCCCUGAUGACAUCUCAAACUUUGACACGUUUGAACCACAGAAAGAGAAUCUCUCCGCCACUUUUCAGUCUAAAACUCUACGAGAGUUCUCAGGAAAGAGUCUCCCAUUUGUAGGGUUCACAUUUACCAGAGUCAAUCACACCCAACUCGACUUCACUGACAGUCAGUCAGAGCCACCAGUAUCCGUGAGUGAGGUGACUAACCAGCGGUUAGAGGGAACCCAGGGGGAGUUGAUAGAGCUCAAGGAGAGGAACAGGAGCCUGGAGAAGGAGUGUGUCAUCUAUCAGAGUCAGCUCAAGGACUACCACCAGCAGCUAGAGCGGGAAAGAGUUGACAGGAGACUAAGUGACGCUAGAGCUAUGAAGCUCUUAGAAGAGGUCAAAGUACAUAGUGAGACCCUGAGGGAACUGAGGAAAGAAGAACUAAGUGACAAGGAGGUGGAGCUAGGGCUUGUGGUGUCCCAGUUGGAGCAGGACAGACAGGUAGUCUCCAACAAAGUGAGGCGACUACAGUCUGAGCUGGAGAAUUCGGGAACAGAGAGGGAUGUGGCCGUGAAGGUGGCCGUGGAACUCAAGGCAAAGUUCAAAGCACUCAAGGAGAGCUCAAAGAAGGACAUCUCAAAGUUGCAGUCAAGGCUUCAUCAGAUGAACAAGGACUCAUCGCAAGCAGUCAGUCUCCAUGACAAACUAACUGAUGCUGUCGAAAAGUAUGUAACAGCCAACAAGAAACUGAAAGCAAUGGAGGAAGUUGAGAAGAAACGAAGUAUGAAGAUGCUGAAGUUGGAGGCUUCUGUUUCCAGUCGUAGAGAAGAGGCUGAAAGGCUGAGAGCCCAAUUGGAGACUUUGACUAGUGAGCACCUUGAGCAUAGCAGGGCACUGGAGAUUAGGGUAGAGGCUAUGAGCAGUGAGAAGAGUGGAGCUCUGCAACGGGUCGACCAGCUCAAGCUCACCAACCAGGAGCUAACGGCUGAGCUGAUGAAGGCCAAUUCAAAUGUACAUACCGUGAAGGUGAAGUCUAAAACAGAGGGGGGCAAUAGUCUUGCUGGUGAAGUGAGAAGUUUGCAACAUAAACUCAGUGACACAGGGGAGACGGCUAUCAAGCAGAGUGAGCGACUAAGAGAGGUGAGAGCUGAGAAACGAACACUGGACCUGGAGUACUCGCAGCUCAAAAUACGUCUGAACAAGGCUGAGGCUGACAUGGACAAACUGAGAAAACAGGUAGAAGCCAAAAACAAGAGACUGAGCAUCCUGAAACAGCUAGAGACAAAACUUGCUGAAACUGAAGCAGAGUUGUCCUCUCUACAAGAAUCAGACAAGGCACUGGAUGUGGAGUUGGAGGUUGUCAAGGGUGAGAGAGAUCGUCUGAUGACAGAGAGGGGCCAAAUGAAGGUUGAGCUGCAGAGUGUCUCUGAUAAGCUGGCCACAGAGGAACUGACCCAUGCCCUGCUCCAGAGGAAGGUGAAGCUACUGGAGGAAGAGGUGGCUGAUAGUAAGACAACUGCAGAGGAGCUCACAGCUGCCCAGGAUAAGUGGAAGACCCACAAGGCGACACUGAUCAGUGAUUUAGAGACUGCUGAGGCCAGACUGGACAAUCACCUUACCACCAUGGACAGGGUCAAAAAUGCGAAGAUUGUUGCCGAGAAGAAGCAGGCAGAGUUGCUAGCCCAGCUGGAGGGGACUCAGACCUCACACAGUGAAGAGAUAAGCGAGUAUAAGGAGCAGCUUGACUCCCAAAAACAACUGGUUGCUACAUUAGACCAAAAGGUGUUGACGGUAGAGAAGGAGUUUCAGCUCACUGAGCUCACUCUGAGGGAGACCAAAAAAGACCUCGACACUGAGAAGGCUUGCUAUUCGAAGACCUACGAAGACCUGUACACUCUACACCGUGACUAUCGUGUGCUCAAGGCAGCCUACAACAAACUGUGUAGAGAGAGUGAAGAACAGAAAAGUGAGCUGACCCUCACCACAGAGGUGAGAGAUCGCAUGCUGAGUGAGCAAAGGUCGGCAGCUGACGCCCAUCAGCUGCAGGAGACACGAAUGCAAUCCACCAUUGAGCAGCAGAGCAAGCUCAUUGACUACCUGCAGGGGGUGGGAGUUUCUCCUCGAUCCACCGGGCUCAGCAAACUAGCAAAGAGCCUCAGGUUCGGCCGUAAAGGCAGAGACCCAGCGAAGGAGAUAGCAGAGUGGAAUAAACUCAAAAAGUUUAUCGGCAAACCACAGAAAGGUAUCAACAUGUCUCAGAGCUCUGCCUCAUCUCAAGAGCUCUCGCUGAGUGCCACCUCCUUCUCCCCUCCUGAAGUCAUUACCUCACUAGAUACUCCUCUCACUAGGUCCUCUAGGAAAUCAAGACAUCCAAAAAGUGCUGCAUCGCCACAAUUUGCCAAACUUGAUAAAUCAACUGUUUUAAAGUUUCCUGUAACAAGUCUCGCUAAGGACAGUAAACAGGCAACGAAUGAAGGUCUUGAUUCUGGAGCAGACACUUCAGAAAUGAAUGUCUCCAUGGAAGUGGCUAAAGAAAAUGUUUCAGGUGCUGUUAAAUUCACUGGAAAGAAACGUAAACGCCAAACGUCAGCAGGCGUUGAGAGUGAUUGUAAAGAGCCCGCAGAGAAAAUAAGGAGUAUUCGUCACAACAUCCCACACAACUUCCAGCUCCGUAAGACUGGAAUUCACAAGACAUACAAAUGUGUCGGAUGCAAAGAGCCGAUAAAAAAACUACAGCGUUAUGCUAAGUGUUCAUAUUGUCACAUUGUUUGUCACCCAUCCUGUAUGGAAGGCUUCCCUAAUGACUGUGGGCUGCCUGCUGAGCUCGCUGCACACACCCUCCCUAAACAUACCUCCUCUGAUAAACCACCGACACAGGAAGACAGAGAAAUUACGCAAAAUGAACUUAAUGAGUCAGAAAUUUCUAGUACUAACCAACUUUUUACAGGACAAGACCAAGUGGUAGCUUCUACCCCCAUCCUUGAGCCAUUAUCAUUUAGAGCGACGCCAACUGUGGUAAAAUCUGAACGGCUAGCCUUACUAAGGGGCAGCCUUAAAACUCUUGGAUGGCUUCUAUUAAAGAAAGACUCUCUUCAUUUUUAUGAUAGAAAUCCUGAUCACAGUGUCACUAGGAAACCUCUCUGCUCAUUCGACUUCACCUCCUCCGACAGUGUAUAUCACAUCCUCACUGCAAUCACUGAGAGAAACGAACUCUUUCGAUACUCCGAGAAGCAGCUCACCUGUGCUUUCGGUCUAAGGAAGUACUCUAAUAACAAUCUAGAUCAACAAAAAGUGAUAUUUCUGGCUCCUUCACUUCAGAAUAAAAUAGAGUGGGUAGAAGCAAUUGGUGAAGUGUUGUCAGCCCUCACUUUGAUACGGGAGCAGCUAGUGUACGGCGAUGCUGACGAUGGGAAAGUUGUGGUCACCAAGAGGAGGUCACUCAAGGCUGUCUCCAUUGUCCCGUUUGUGAAGACUUCUCGUCGGAGUGGAGAUGGAGUGUCAGUUGGUGGCAGUGAACUGGAUAUGUCCAUUCGAUCAUCUAUGUUGAACGAUAGUGAACCUAGUUUAGAAAGUGUUGUGUAACCAUAAUAAUUAUUAUACUAGCUGGUAACACGCACGUGUUUAUCCCUUCUCAUAGUACUAUACGACAUUACGUGUGUGUUCAAUCGAUCUUGUCACUAGCAUUUAAUACCAUGACUGUACUGUUACAUGUACCUAUAUAUUACAAUGUAAAAACGAAAAUACUAAUUUUAUGUUCUCCCUCAGG
Halichondria panicea is the source of this 4962-nucleotide messenger RNA. RefSeq names its product citron Rho-interacting kinase-like. Bases 111 to 4778 code for a protein of 1555 amino acids. The transcript has 31 exons. NCBI's taxonomy places the organism in Eukaryota, Metazoa, Porifera, Demospongiae, Suberitida, Halichondriidae. Gene Ontology annotation, biological process: actomyosin structure organization; peptidyl-threonine phosphorylation. The record is from RefSeq and is a predicted model, not a curated record. Gene Ontology annotation, molecular function: protein serine/threonine kinase activity; ATP binding. Gene Ontology annotation, cellular component: cytoplasm; cytoskeleton.